AAAUGCCCAACUGAUUGAAAAUUAAUAAAAAUAAAUAACUAUCGAGCCCUGAACUAUUUCUUCCCACAAAUGGCCGCCGCACCAGCAACACCACCCUCUUCUACAGCCACUACCAUUAUCACCUUAGCUCUCCCCAAACCAUUUCUCUCCUCCAAAUUGCCCUUCCGCUUCCACCAAUUUACCCCUUCCUGCCCUUCCAAGGCUCUAUCUUCUUUUGCUGUAUCUUGCUCCCUAGACAGCCGGGCUCUCCAAAUGCCUACGGCUACUUCUCUCCUUCAGAGACCCGAUUCCUUCGGCCGCUUCGGCAAGUUCGGCGGCAAGUAUGUCCCCGAAACCCUCAUGCAGGCCCUCUCCGAGCUCGAGUCCGCCUUCCACUCUCUAGCCGCCGACGAGGGCUUUCAGAAAGAACUGAACGCAAUCCUUAAAGAUUAUGUUGGAAGGGAGAGUCCUCUUUACUUUGCGGAGCGGCUGACUGAGCAUUAUAAGCGUCCAAAUGGUGAAGGCCCGCACAUUUACCUUAAGAGAGAAGAUCUGAAUCACACGGGGGCUCACAAAAUCAACAAUGCUGUUGGCCAAGCUUUGCUUGCCAAGCGAUUGGGGAAAAAUCGGAUAAUUGCUGAAACUGGAGCUGGUCAGCACGGGGUCGCGACUGCAACUGUUUGUGCUCGGUUUGGUUUGCAGUGUAUCAUUUAUAUGGGUGCACAAGAUAUGGAGAGGCAAGCACUUAAUGUCUUCAGAAUGCGGCUUCUUGGGGCUGAGGUUAGAGCAGUUCAUUCUGGGACAGCCACCUUGAAAGAUGCUACGUCAGAAGCUAUUAGGGACUGGGUAACUAAUGUUGAGACAACUCAUUAUAUUUUGGGAUCUGUUGCUGGGCCACAUCCAUACCCCAUGAUGGUUCGAGAGUUCCAUGCAGUAAUUGGUAAAGAAACCAGAAAACAAGCACUGGAAAAAUGGGGAGGGAUGCCAGAUGUUCUGGUAGCAUGUGUAGGUGGGGGUUCAAAUGCCAUGGGAAUCUUCCAUGAGUUUGUUGAUGACAAAGAUGUUAGGUUGAUUGGUGUGGAGGCUGCAGGCUUUGGAUUGGACAGUGGUAAACAUGCUGCUACCUUGACAAAAGGAGAAGUGGGGGUUUUGCAUGGAGCUAUGAGCUAUUUAUUACAGGAUGAGGACGGGCAAAUUAUUGAACCUCAUUCCAUAAGUGCUGGCUUGGACUAUCCUGGGGUUGGACCAGAGCACAGUUAUUUGAAAGAUACGGGCCGUGCCGAGUAUUAUAACAUAACUGAUGAGGAAGCAUUGGAAGGUUUCAAGAGAUUGUCGCGACUAGAGGGCAUAAUCCCUGCGCUGGAGACAUCUCAUGCAGUGGCUUACUUGGAGCAGCUGUGCCCUACUCUCCCCAGUGGAACCAAGGUUGUGGUUAAUUGCAGUGGCAGAGGAGACAAGGAUGUUCAUACAGCUAUCAAGCAUUUGCAGAUUUAGAUGGUACUCUUCAUGUAUUCCUAUCCUUACUCUCCCAAAUGAAAUAAAAGGUCGUGGUUGAUUGCA
Messenger RNA from Juglans microcarpa x Juglans regia, 1539 nucleotides. RefSeq names its product tryptophan synthase beta chain 1-like. Gene Ontology annotation, cellular component: chloroplast stroma; cytoplasm. Lineage: Eukaryota; Viridiplantae; Streptophyta; Magnoliopsida; Fagales; Juglandaceae. Bases 70 to 1473 code for a protein of 467 amino acids. The transcript has 5 exons. The record is from RefSeq and is a predicted model, not a curated record. Gene Ontology annotation, biological process: L-tryptophan biosynthetic process. Gene Ontology annotation, molecular function: tryptophan synthase activity.